Messenger RNA from Galdieria sulphuraria, 3494 nucleotides. Its product is annotated as calcium-transporting P-type ATPase. Lineage: Eukaryota; Rhodophyta; Bangiophyceae; Galdieriales; Galdieriaceae. Bases 24 to 3293 code for a protein of 1089 amino acids. The transcript is spliced from 3 exons. Gene Ontology annotation, molecular function: ATP binding; P-type calcium transporter activity; ATP hydrolysis activity. Gene Ontology annotation, biological process: intracellular calcium ion homeostasis; calcium ion transmembrane transport. Gene Ontology annotation, cellular component: membrane; endoplasmic reticulum. The record is from RefSeq and is a predicted model, not a curated record.
GUCUUCUGUGAUAGACAAGUAAUAUGUCAAUAUUACAAAAAGCUCAAAUUUCCUGUUUCUUGUGUAUAGGAACUCAAUCUUGGUUAUCGGUUUUCCGGCGAAGAAGAACACUUGUCGAUGAUAUCGUCGUGAGUCGUUUUGGCGCCUUUUUGCAGCCGUUCACUUUAGUUAGACGAUCAACAAGAGCAACCAGGAAUAUAUUCACAACAAGAAAGUUCUGUAGUUGCUCCUUGAAUCAACUUCAAGAUCUAUCUGUUUCACUGAAUCUGGAAGAAGUAGUUGCAACUGCUAGUUUUCACUCUCCACAACAAGUACUUGACGCCCUACAGGUGGACGUACAACGUGGUCUAACAGAAGAACAAGUGAGACAACGCCAAGCAAUAUUUGGAAGAAACCAAGUGUUGCAAAAAGCGAGUGUCUCCUGGUGGCAACGAAUAAUGGAACAGUUUCAAGAUCGUUUAGUAUUGUUGUUAUUGGCGGCUGCCUUCAUUUCGUUGGUUUUGGCGUGGAAUGAGCAAUCGGAUAACGGAACUUGGAAUGUUUUUAUAGAGCCUGUAGUUAUCUUGACCAUUCUCGUGAUCAAUGCUGUUAUAGGAGUAGUACAACAAACCAAUGCGGAGAGAGCAGUGGAAGCUUUGAAGGCAUAUGAGACUGAUGAAGUGAUUGUUAUUCGAGAUGCUGAAAAGUUUCCGAUGGAUGCGAAAGAGUUGGUUCCUGGUGAUAUUGUUGAGUUGAAUACUGGAAUGAAAGUGGCAGCAGAUAUGAGGAUUGUGGAAAUUCUCUCGAGUGUCUUGUUGGUAGACCAAUCCAUUUUGACGGGAGAAAGUAUUUCCGCUUCCAAAGUAUCCGAACCUAUUCAACAAGUUUCUAAUCAACGUUUGGUGAUACAAGAUAAAGCCAAUAUUCUCUUUCAAGGCACGACCAUUACUCAAGGACGUUGUAUUGCAGUGGUGGUUGGUAUUGGCAGUGCAACUGAGUUUGGGAAGAUACAAUCUGAUUUAAGUGACAUGAGCCAGCAAAGUUUGCAGACUCCUUUGCAACAGAAAUUGGAUGAAUUUGGUAAGUUGUUGACCAAUCUAGUGUUGGUCAUAUGUGGAAUCGUUUGGAUCAUUCAUAUAGACAAGUUUUCGGAGCAUGGAGGAAUCAUUGAAGGAGCGCUAUAUUACUUCAAAGUUGCAGUUGCAUUAGCAGUUGCUGCAGUUCCUGAAGGACUACCUGCAGUUGUUACCACCUGUCUAGCAUUGGGAGCUCAAAGAAUGGCAAAAGAAAAUGCUAUUGUAAAGAAUUUACCGUGUGUAGAAACUUUAGGCUGUACUAGUGUGAUAUGUUGUGAUAAGACGGGUACUUUGACAACCAAUCGAAUGAGAGCUCAGCAAAUAUUUCUUGUGGAUUGGCAACGAGAUGAAAACUUACAGUGGAUGGAGAUUCAAAUGGUAGAAACUUCCAAUGUUGAAAAUAGUGUGGAAACUACUUUUUUCAACAAACAGACGUCAGAUACUAUUCAACCUAGUUCGGUUCCCUCUCUUAUUCAGUUGGGUUGCAUUUCUAGUUUAUGUAAUGAUGCUACCGUUAGCUUUCGUGAUGGCAAGUCAUAUCCCUUAGGCGACCCAACGGAACUAGCAUUAUUAUAUUUAGCCGAAAAAAUCGGCGUAGAACCUUUUUCUUCCGAGUCCUUUAUCAAUAACUUUUGUGCAAAUCCUACAGACAUCCAGUCAGCAAAUCUUCCUGCUCGAUCGUAUUGGACAUCUCAUUAUAGAAAGAGAAGAACCUUUGAAUUUUCUCGCAGUCGCAAGUCGAUGAGUGUGUUGGUGGAAAAACAAAUUGAAAAUAACGGAAAACAAUUAUCUUUGUUAGUAAAAGGUGCACCAGAAAAUAUACUGGAUAGGUGCGGAUAUAUUCAAUCGUCACAAGGAAAGGUGAUUCCACUUGAUAUUUCAAAGAAACAAACCAUUCUUGAAUAUCUUCAAAUUACAUUAUCCACAAGCUCUUUAUCUUUGAGAUGCAUAGGUUUUGCUUACAAAUCAGGUACAGCCGAAUUGUUGUAUGCUUCGAAUAAGGAUGAUUGUGCUUAUGAGGAGCUAGAAACCGACUUGAUAUUUAUUGGUAUAGUUGGAAUAGCAGAUCCUCCAAGAGAACAGGUAAAGGAUGCCAUAAGUCUGUGUAAGAGUGCUGGCAUUCGAGUGAUCAUGGUUACGGGGGAUAAUCCGAUUACUGCGCAAGGUGUUGCCCGUCAAAUAGGAUUGUUACCUUCGGAGGAAAUGUCUUCAUCCAGCAAGAAAUUGAAUGUUCUAACCAGCCACGAUUUCGAUCACUUGCAAACCAAUUGCUCUUCUGAGUCUAUCUAUUCAGCUAUUCGUGAUUUAGUUAUUUUAGCACGUGUUGAACCACUUCAAAAAUUAAAACUGGUUGAGUAUUUGCAAAAGGGUCAUCAGAUAGUUGCCAUGACAGGAGAUGGAGUCAACGAUGCACCAGCUUUACAGAAAGCCGAUAUUGGUAUUGCUAUGGGUUCAGGGACUUGGGUAGCCAAGGCUGCUGCCAAAAUUGUUUUGGUAGAUGACGACUUUUCUACUAUUGUUGCAGCAGUGAAGGAAGGACGUUCCAUCUAUAUGAAUUUGAAACAUGUUAUUCGUUAUGUCAUUUCGAGUAAUAUUGGAGAAGUUUGUUGUAUUUUAUUAGCUUCGGUCUUGGGAAUGCCUGAAACGCUUAUUCCAGUGCAGUUGUUAUGGGUGAAUUUGAUAACAGAUGGUUUACCUGCCACUGCAUUAUCUUUUAACGCUUCUGAUUCCACUUUGAUGGAGCAACCUCCUCGUUCUCCUCAAGCUCCUUUUGUGGAUGGACCAUUGUUAUUUAGAUUUCUCACUGUUGGAGGUUAUAUUGGAGUUGCAAGUAUUGGUGGUUUCGUUUAUUGGUAUUUGUUUUCACCCAAUGGACCGCAUCUUACUUGGCAUGAAUUGACUAGUUAUGAACAAAUGACUAACCUGUGGAAAAGCGACAAUGAAGGCAAGACGAUGGCACUCAGUGUACUAGUAAUCAGUGAAAUGUUCAAUGCACUCAAUGGAUUAUCCGAAAGUCAAAGUAUAUUUCAACUCACUCCUCUUUCCAAUCCUUUGUUAUUAGCUGCCAUAUCCAUUUCAGUGACGUUGCAUCUCAUGAUUGUUCAUAUUCCUUGGUUACAGCAUGUCUUCUCGGUGACUCCUUUAUCAGUUACCGAAUGGUUGGUAGUUGUAGGACUUUCUAUUCCUGUUGUAAGUAUUGAGGAAGCUUUCAAAUGGUUUUAUCGUCAAAGAAGAUGAAGAAUGAUUGAGUAGUGUGAAGAGGGGGGGAUGUGGAGUGAGUCGUUGUUGAUUCAUCACUCUCUCUAAAACUUGUAAUAUCAAUAUCAAUAUAUAUAUAUAUAUAUAUAUACAUAUAUAUAUAUAUUUGUACUAUUCCUACCUCUGAAGCUUGUCUACAUCCCCUUUUACCACCUUUCUAAGAAAGGUACUAUGGAGAAU